This is a messenger RNA of Bombus pascuorum, 3318 nucleotides long. RefSeq lists its product as uncharacterized. Bases 1430 to 2170 code for a protein of 246 amino acids. The transcript has a single exon. The record is from RefSeq and is a predicted model, not a curated record. Lineage: Eukaryota; Metazoa; Arthropoda; Insecta; Hymenoptera; Apidae.
CGUCUUGCGUAAAAUCAACGUUUCGGGUCGGUUGUCGAUGUAUCGGUUCUUCCGGAGGUGGUGCCGGUGGUGUCGGUGGUUUAGGCGUUCUCAACUCGAGUUCUACGUUUCUUCUCGGUUCAUCAACGGAAAUACCCUUCUUUUUCACUUUUAACAUGAACACGUUCUCGUUUCCUUCGGUCACGCGAUCCGUAUGGACUUCCUGGGCAUCGGAACCAUCGAGAACGGGGUAAAUAGUGAACGUCCUGCACUGAUUAUUCGUGUUCGGACCUCCUCUACAUUGGCCAACCUGCGUAACAUUAACAUUUGUUAUACUAUAUUUCUAUCCAUUUUUCGAUUUUACAUCUUUAUACUUGUUACAUUGUUUUACAUUUGUACAUUAUACUUGUUUACAUUCUUUAUACUUGUGCAAAAAAUCGGUCUUAAAUUCGUACGUAAUUAUACAAGUACCUUGAAUAUUAUAGUCAAUAGUAUUUUAUUACCUAUCGCGUAUUCCAAAUGAUACGAUAAUUUACUCGCACGCAAAGUAACAAUUUAUCUGUUUUUUACAAUUCAAACCUUUGUAGAAAGAUCAUACACGACGUACGUGUAAUCAAUAUUUUUCAGUCCAUCGUAUACGAAACUAAUGGCCGAGUGUUUAAUUCUAUACUUGAAUUUUAUAUUUAAUAUUUUCUACGUAACCUUUGUACCUCGUAAGAAAUGGCUUGAGGCUUGGUAUCUUCCUCGUCUAUUUUCGCGGCGGCGUUCUUCGACUCGACACGGAACAGGAUCCGAUUGUUGUCAGUCCCCUUCAAUAUUUUCGGCCCUUGGGUGCUCGUCGGCCUCUGUAUUUCUAUCACGUCACAAUCGCACGGAGGAUCCCAACCUUUCAACUUCUUCGAUUUUCCCUUUUCUCUUUCCAUACGAAUUAUCAAAUGAUUUCCGAUCACCGCAGUCCCGAUUUCUCGGUAAUAUCUCGCAGAAGGAUCGUAUUUCGGUUUCGAGGGUGGACAUUCCGGUGGGCAGGGUACAGGAGGCAUAGGCGGGCAGGCAUACAUCUCUGAUUCCGAUAAACAAAUUUAAUAACGACAAGCUAAAUAACUCGGCAAACCGGAAGACCAAUUUUAAAGCAUAACUAUCUGACACCUGUAAUUCGUAAUUUAGAUAUUAGUUACUUUUUAUAGGUAUUUUUAAGAAGGGUGGGGUUAAUAAAUGUUCUGACAGAUUAAAACGGACUUGAAAAUCGAUUUUUAUUGCAACUAGUUCAAGACAUUGGAGAAAUCGCACACGUUCAUAAUAUUCGACCGAUCCAUCCAUCCAUUUUCCGUUCUCGUUAACCAAACUCGUGAAUUAACCCUCCCCCAUGUAAACCCUGUCUUUUAACCUUCUUCUUUUUCCUCUUCCUUCUCUAUCUUCUUGCAACAAGCACGAAUUAUACGAAUUAUAAAAUAUGAUGCUGGCAACUUACAAAUGUGGAUGUCCCCCGUCGGAUAAGAAGCCACCGUGUCCACCCUGUUGCGAAUCCUCCGCUGUUGGAAGAAGAGUGGCCAAGCAUAGAAGUCCUGCAGAUUAUCCCGAGAGUAUCUGUUCGUUGAGACCCGUUGCUUCCAAACCGAAAAUCGAAAAACCUCCACCGUGUUGUCCCACGAUGCCGUCUGAUUCCAAAGAGUUUCAGAGACCUCAUAAACUUCGUUCAGAGAUCGCGGAGAAGGGAUUGCCUUACAAGGAGAUGGAAGUUACUAUCAAUGAUAACAGAUUGGUGAUUAGAACUCAGAAAGAGGAGGUGAAACAGCAAUACGAUCCUCCGUGCGAUUGCGUCGAGGAGUCUCGGCCUGUUGCGAUGGACGAAAUUGAUCAACCUCCGGCUGCAGGAGGUAGAACGGUUACUUUGUAUCCUCGACUGAAGAAAUCUGAAGAGAAAGUGACGGAAAAAGUGUGCGAUCAGGAAGAAACUACCGACAAGACCGCCAAGGCGGAAAAUCCGAAUAUAUUUAUAUUCAAAGUGAAGAAGAAGAGUAACAACGGUGACAGGGCGUUUAAUAUCGAUUUGGAGUUUAAGACGCCAAGACCUUGGUCGAUGAAGAAGAUAGCCGAGUACGAGACGAUGUUGACGAAACCUGUGGAGAAGACUCCCACGGAGGAAACAGAUACGAAGAUGAGUAUUUCGAGGAAGAGGAAAAAGAAGAAGUGAAUUUACCCGCGCCAUUCUCGACCGUUUACGACAGAUAGAUAGAAUAAAACAGAUUAAAAUACCAAAUAGAUUAAAAUAGAUAAAACAGCACAGAGGAAAUAAAUAGCGAUUAACUAAAAUAAAUAAGCUGCAACAGUUGACUCCGUGCGUCUCUUCUUUUCCUAUUUUUCACGAAAUAUUCUUCUACAACGGCCUCGCUAACGUUCCUCUUUGAAAACGACCAACCAAACGUCCCGAUAUUCGUCGUGCGUGAACUCUGUGAUCGCGAACGAUCCAUAUAUCAGCGAGUCAACGCGCCCCAGGAGUCGUGCACUCUAUAGAGCACGGGGAUAGUCGUCGAUGGCCACCUGAAAGCGCCGGGCGACGAGGCCUCGACGUCUAUUAGGGGCUAAACGAUUCUUAAACGGGAAAAGGAACGCAUCGAGUGUCAGAGACGUAACAAUGACUUGGGUAAACAUUCCGAUAUACAGGACCACCCGGGGAGCGAGAUGCACGUCAGUGACUAUGAAUCGAGCGAAUGCGAAUGACAGUAAAGAUCGAAUGCUUCUUGGACUGCGAAGGAAUCGCUGAAACUGAGAAAAUUUGACAGUUGAUAAUUUUUAACAAUGUGCGAGCAAGAAGCGAGAGAGUCGGAAGCAUCUCUUGUUAGAAAAUAUCGUUUUAACUUUGUUACAUCGGUCGGAUUAUCGUUGACCAAUCGAGCCACGUUUCCAUAUCGUGGAAUAUUUUUUAAGGAAAUAAUUCAGAGAUUAUGGCACGAAACAAUUAAAUUAGGCAACGAGAAGAAAAAGUAGCGAGAGUGUUUGAUCGUUGUACUUGCAAUUAGUUUUCAAUGGAAAACUGAAACGAAUUGCACGUGAAACGUGAGCAAGUGUUGCUCCGUUCGCGAGUCGUCGAAACGGAAUCAAUGGUGUCUUCGCACCGGGUGUUCUUCCUGUUCCCUCGGUAUUCUUUCGAUAAUCGUAUCUCAUAUCCAUGGGGUGUCGAGUAAAGAAUACAAACUUUUGAAUAGCGUUCCCGAUGUUGUUGAGUAAUAGCAUUUGCCAGAAAUCGAGAUCAAAUCGUUUCUUCGUCCCAACAUACGCGCAAACUGUGUUAUUUCUUCGCACCGUGUUAAAUGAAAAUAUCUUACCUUUACUUUUUGGGUA